CAGCAAUGUAGUGUUUGGCACAUAAUGAACACUUAAUAAAUGGCACUGUUAUUAUUUGUUUACUGUCUUUUUUUUUUUUUGGUGAUACAGAAAGUGAGUUCCCUGAGGGCAGCCGUCAUGUCACAUUAAGCAGUUUCUAAAAGUGUCUGAUAUACACAGUGCUUGACAAUUACCAUUGAAGGACUGAGUGAAUGAUCAUUGAAUUUGGGUUUGUUUCUGUUGUGAGAGUGUGGGGAAAAAAGACAGACUAGAACAAGAUCUGAGUGACUGUGAAAGGCUCCUGCCUCCUUCUCAUUUGUGUGUCUCCAUAUGCAGGGACAGCCGUUUUGGGGGGUGCCGAUGGAUACCUGCGGGGUCGGCUGUGUUGCCUUGCGGGAGGCCGACCCCGUGGGGACCAUGACUGUGGGCGACUGUCCUGGACAAGAGACCCUGAGCCAGCUGGAUGUCAAGGCCUCUGCGGAAGCGACCAGUGCGGAGGCCUCUCUGGAGAACGCGCUGCCCACGCCUCUGUCUGGCUGUGAGGACUCCCCUGAGGAGAUGAGGCACCCCGCCGGGCAGGAGGGCCUCUCCGGCCUGUCUACGCAGCCAGAUCUUUCUUCAGAGUUGUCCAAGGUCUCAAAGCCCAGGGCUGCAAAGCCUGGCAGGAAGAAAGGUGGUAGGACCCGGAAAGGCCCCAAAAGGCCCCAGCUGUCAAACCCUCCACCAGCCCCACUGGCUCCUGGUCUCUUAGAUCAAGGUGGCCCUCUCCCUGCCCCUAUGCCUAAGAAGCGAGGGCGCAAGUCCAAGGCAGAGCUACUGCUGCUGAAGUUGUCCAAAGGCCUGGAGCAGCCAGAGUCUCCGCCCCCGAAGAGACCUCCCGAGGACUUUGAGACCCCUCCUGGGGAACGACCCCGCCGGAGGGCUGCCCAAGUGGCACUUCUGUACCUCCAGGAACUGGCUGAAGAGCUCUCGACCACCUUGCCAGCCCCAGUGACCCGUCCUGAGAGCCCCAAGGUGAGCAGCCCCAGCACCCCGAAGAAGAGCCCGCCGCAGGCUGCAGAUCAAGGCGGAGAAGAGGCAGAGAACACCCGGCAGGAUGAAGACUUCAUCUUCCAGGUUGAGGCUGAAGAUGGGGAAGAGAGUGAGGCCCCAAGUGAGAGCUCAUCGGAACCCGAGCCUGCAGCGCCACGCAGCACCCCAAGAGGAUCCACCUCUGCUAAGCAGAAGCCUCACUGCCGGGGAAUGGCGCCCAAUGGCUUACCCAACCACAUCAUGGCUCCUGUGUGGAAGUGCCUCCACCUCACCAAGGACCUCCGGGAGCAGAAACAUUCCUACUGGGAGUUUGCCGAAUGGAUCCCUUUGGCCUGGAAGUGGCACUUACUUUCAGAGCUCGAAGCAGCUCCCUACCUGCCCCAGGAGGAGAAGUCGCCACUGUUUUCUGUGCAGCGGGAAGGACUCCCUGAAGAUGGCACACUCUAUAGGAUAAACAGAUUUAGCUCCAUCACAGCACACCCCGAGCGCUGGGACGUGUCCUUCUUCACAGGCGGCCCACUCUGGGCUCUGGACUGGUGCCCUGUGCCAGAGGGGGCAGGAGCCUCGCAGUAUGUGGCCCUCUUCUCCAGCCCUGACAUGAAUGAGACACACUCACUAAGUCAGCUUCAUUCGGGCCCUGGGCUGCUACAGCUGUGGGGUCUUGGAACCUUGCAGCAAGAAAGCUGUCCUGGCAACAGGGCCCACUUUGUAUAUGGCAUUGCAUGUGACCAUGGCUGCAUCUGGGACCUCAAGUUCUGCCCCAGUGGAGCAUGGGAACUUCCAGGCACCCCUCGGAAGGCUCCCCUCCUGCCCCGGCUGGGUCUCCUGGCUCUUGCCUGCUCAGAUGGGAAGGUGCUGCUCUUCAGUCUACCCCACCCUGAAGCCUUGAUGGCCCUGCAGCCUCCAGAUGCAAUGAAGCCCACCAUCUAUAAGGUGCAGUGUGUGGCAACCCUUCAGGUGGGAUCUAUGCAAGCCACAGACCCCUCUGAGUGUGGGCAGUGCCUUAGCCUAGCCUGGAUGCCAACCAGGCCCCACCAUCACCUGGCCGCUGGAUAUUAUAAUGGCAUGGUGGUUUUCUGGAACCUUCCCACCAACUCGCCUCUGCAGCGGAUACGGCUCUCAGAUGGCUCCUUAAAGCUCUACCCUUUCCAGUGUUUCCUGGCCCAUGACCAGGCCGUGCGUACUCUUCAGUGGUGCAAAGCCAACAGCCAUUUCCUAGUCUCUGCAGGGAGUGACCGAAAAAUCAAAUUCUGGGACCUUCGACGACCGUAUGAGCCAAUCAAUUCUAUCAAGCGCUUCUUGAGUACAGAGCUGGCCUGGCUGCUCCCCUACAAUGGUGUCACUGUGGCUCAGGACAACUGCUAUGCCUCUUACGGACUUUGUGGGAUCCAUUAUAUUGAUGCUGGUUACCUUGGUUUCAAGGCCUACUUCACUGCUCCUCGGAAAGGCACUGUCUGGAGUCUUUCAGGAUCUGACUGGCUUGGGACAAUAGCUGCAGGAGAUAUAUCUGGGGAGCUCAUUGCAGCCAUCUUGCCUGACAUGGCACUGAAUCCGAUAAACGUCAAGCGACCUGUGGAGCGAAGAUUUCCUAUUUACAAAGCGGACCUGAUGCCAUAUCAGGACAGUCCUGAUGAUCCAGAGCACUCCUCCACCUCAUCUGGGGUCCCCGAUCCUCCCAAGGCACGAACAUAUGCUGAAACUGUCACCCAUCACUACUUACUCUUUCAAGAUACAGAUUUGGGUUCCUUCCACAACCUGCUGCACAGAGAGCCGAUGCUGCGCAUGCAGGUGGGAGAGGGCCACUCUCAGCUCUGCCUGGACAGGCUGCAGCUCGAGGCCAUUCAUAAGGUACGUUUCAGCCCCAACCUGGACUCCUAUGGAUGGCUGGUAUCCGGGGGGCAGUCAGGGCUGGUUCGGAUCCAUUUUGUCCGUGGACUCACCUCCCCUCUGGGCCACCGUAUGCAGCUGGAAAGCCGAGCCCACUUCAGUGCUAUGUUCCAAGCCACCUCUCCCCCGAAAGGGCCUGGCUUCCCUUCAGCCAGCCACCGCCUUCUGCCAAGUCCCUAGUCUUGGUCCAGCAGGAGUGACUAUCAGGAUCAAGUGGCCCCUGUGCACAGAGCCAUAGGACCUGGGGCCCUUCUGGACGGUGAUGCUGCUAGGCCUGACCUUGAGGCCUGCCUCCCCAGGACUCUGUAGAUCCCUCUCCUUCCACAGACUUCUGCGGGCACAGUUCCCUGUGGGGAUAGGGGUGGGGGCUCUCCUUCCACAAAGGCGCCUCAGCCUACAGCUAUGGCUCACAGGCAACACUCAGGCCUGACUCCGGCUUGGGAGUCAACUUGCUCAUAUUGAGCACAUUGUGAAGGGGGUGAAAGCUAAGUAAAGGUACUGGGUGUUUUUGAGACCACUUGUGAGUGGUGUUUGGAGAACUGGAAAGGGUGUCCUCAUGAAGGCUGCUGUCGGGCUGUGCUCCAGGAUCCAUCGUCACUGCCUUCCCCCGCGUCCUCUGUAGUGUAGCCAACACACAGGCCUGAUGGGGUGGUGGUCACGCACGGGCCUGAAGCUGCCUCUAGCACCUUGAACUGAGGACCACCAGCGACAGUUGACCAGGAAAGUGGCAGCUCAGCCCUCACACCUCCUGUUUGGGGAUCUCCUCCCAAUCACUAAUCAUCUGGCCCUACUUGAGCACUCCCAGUCACCUUUUUGAAAUCUUUCUUUAUAUCAAGUCAGAAAGUAAAUCUCUUAAUUUUACUCAUGGGUGUUAGAAAAUCUAGCCAUUCUCCCCUGUAAUUGCCUUUUUAAGUAUUUAACAAUAGCUAUCAUGUGUUUCCCAAGACUUUCCUUCUCUAGAUUAAAUAUCUUCAGUUACUUCAA
Messenger RNA from Ochotona princeps (American pika), 3882 nucleotides. RefSeq names its product general transcription factor IIIC subunit 2 (gene GTF3C2). Lineage: Eukaryota; Metazoa; Chordata; Mammalia; Lagomorpha; Ochotonidae. The transcript is spliced from 18 exons. The record is from RefSeq and is a predicted model, not a curated record. Gene Ontology annotation, biological process: transcription by RNA polymerase III. Gene Ontology annotation, molecular function: protein binding. Gene Ontology annotation, cellular component: transcription factor TFIIIC complex. The coding region runs from base 310 to 3078 and encodes 922 amino acids.